AGAGUGGAUAUAGUGAAUGCGGGGUCCGGGGAGAACGGAUAUAGUGAAUGCGAGGGUCUGGGGAGAACAGAUAUAGUGAAUGCAGGGUCUGGGGAGAACAGAUAUAGUGAAUGCAGGGUCUGGGGAGACAAGAUAUAGUGAAUGCAGGGUCUGGGGAGAACAGAUAUAGUGAAUGCGGGGUCCGGGGAGAGCGGAUAUAGUGAAUGCGGGGUCCAGGGAGAGCGGAUAUAGUGAAUGCAGGGUCCGGGGAGAGCGGAUAUAGUGAAUGCGGGGUCCGGGGAGAGUGGAUGAAGUGAAUGUGGGGUC
Molecule: messenger RNA, 306 nt
Organism: Staurois parvus
Lineage: Eukaryota; Metazoa; Chordata; Amphibia; Anura; Ranidae
Source: the annotation of a GenBank genome assembly